Austrofundulus limnaeus is the source of this 1717-nucleotide messenger RNA. Its product is annotated as mucin-2. NCBI's taxonomy places the organism in Eukaryota, Metazoa, Chordata, Actinopteri, Cyprinodontiformes, Rivulidae. The transcript has 3 exons. The annotation marks the transcript as partial. The record is from RefSeq and is a predicted model, not a curated record.
UUAUGAGUUUGUAAUGGUUUGACUCUCUUUAUAAAGUGCUUCCUGGUACAGUCAGCCCACAAAGCGUUUUUUUUAAGCUCAGAACUCAUUUCCAUUUUUAGGACUAAUAAUUUCUGCUAUUCAUAUGUCACUGCAAGUUGCUGUGUAUGACAGUUAACUAUUUGUGUUUGACUUCCUCUGGUUUUUCAGGUUAUAAAAACACCAAAUGAUGUUUUGUCACUCCCUCUAAAUUGUUGAAGGAGGAGUAAUUUGUAACCUUAAAUCAUUGUGUAACCACAGUCAACUCACCUGUCCGUGCUGAGACGUGAAGAAAGAAACACUCUUCAUCAUGGAUACGAACAUUCUGCGUUGGAUCAUCUUUCUUGGAUGUAUUCAUACAACUUUCACACAAUAUGGAUAUUCACAGCCAGACCCGACAGCACUACCACCACCAACUGAUACCACAGCUGCAGAAGAAACGACACUACCACCACCAACUAGUACUACAACUGCAGCAGAAACGACACUAUCAUCACCAACUGAUACUACAACUGGAGCCCAAAGAGCACAAACGCCAACAACUGAUACAACACCUGGAGUCCAAACAACACUACCACCACCAAUUAAUACUACCACUGCAGCCCUAUCAACAACAACUCCUGCAACUACAACUUCAACUGCAGCCCCAAUAACAACCACUGCUGUAACUACAACUGCAGCCCCAACAACAACCACUGCUGUAACUACAACUGCAGCCCCAACAACAACCACUGCUGUAACUACAACUACAACUGCAGCCCCAACAACAACCACAACUGCAGCCCCAACUACAACUGCAGCCCCAACAACAACCACUAAUGCAACUACAACUACAACUACAGCCCCAACAACAACCAAAACUGCAACCCCAACUACAACUGCAGCCCCAAAAAUGAACAUUACUGCAGCUAGAACUACAACUGCAGCCCCAACAACAGCCAUUGCUGUAACUACAACUACAGCCCAGACAACAACCACUGCUGUAACUACAACUGCAGCCCCAACAACAACCACUGCUGCAACUACAACUACAACUGCAGCCCCAACAACAACCACUACUGCAACUACAACUACANCUACAACACCACAACCAACAACUACUACUACUCCAUCUACAACACCACAACCAACAACUACUACUACUCCAUCUACAACACCACAACCAAGAACUACCACUACUGCAUUUGCAACACCACUACCAACAACUAUUACUACUGCACCUACAACACCACAACCAACAAAUACUACUACUCCAUCUACAACACCACAACCAACAAAUACUACUACUCCAUCCACAACACCACAACCAACAACUACUACUAUUACUACUGCAACUGCAACUACACCACCACUACCAAUAACUAAUACAACUGCCCCUACAACACCACAACCAACAACUACUACUACCACCCCUACAACACCACAACCAACAACUACUACUACUACACCUACAACACCACAACCAACCAUUACUACUACUGCCUCUACAAUACCACAACCAACAACUACUACUACUGCACCUACAACACCACAACCAACAACUACUACUAAUGCCUCCACAACAUCACAACCAACAACUACUACUAAUGCCUCUACAACACCACAACCAACAACUACUACUAAUGCCUCUACAACACCACAACCAACAACUACUACUAAUGCCUCUACAACACCACAACCAACAACUACUACUGCACCU